Messenger RNA from Nematolebias whitei (Rio pearlfish), 2325 nucleotides. RefSeq names its product fizzy/cell division cycle 20 related 1a (gene fzr1a). The transcript has 14 exons. The coding region runs from base 181 to 1671 and encodes 496 amino acids. Gene Ontology annotation, molecular function: ubiquitin ligase activator activity; anaphase-promoting complex binding; protein binding. The record is from RefSeq and is a predicted model, not a curated record. Gene Ontology annotation, cellular component: anaphase-promoting complex. Lineage: Eukaryota; Metazoa; Chordata; Actinopteri; Cyprinodontiformes; Rivulidae. Gene Ontology annotation, biological process: positive regulation of anaphase-promoting complex-dependent catabolic process; anaphase-promoting complex-dependent catabolic process; positive regulation of ubiquitin protein ligase activity.
UUCCCGUGGUGCUUUGCGAACCUAAAUUGAAUGCUCGGGAAAAGAAUAUUUGUAUUCUGUAAAUUCGGUGUUCAACCUUGAAAAAACGCAUAAAUCAGGAGACAUUACAACACGGUCAGACACACUGAAAGCAUCGCUUAACGGCCUGUAAAGGCGAGAUACUACUGGGGAAGAGACAUCAUGGAUCAAGACUAUGAGUGCAGGCUGCUAAGACAGAUUAAUAUCCAAAAUGAGAAUGCCAGCCCUAUAAAAGCUGUGGGAGCAGUGCGAACUCUGACACCCACCAGCUCCCCCUUGUCCUCUCCUAGCAAGCAUGGCGAUCGCUUUAUUCCCUCCCGGGCAGGAGCCAACUGGAGUGUUAACUUCCAUCGUAUUAAUGAAAUAGAAAAGUCACACAAUCAAAACAGGAAAACCAAAGAUGGAACCACUGACAGCAACAAAGUGGAUGGUCUGGCUUACUCUGCUCUGCUGAAAAAUGAGCUUCUAGGCGCAGGCAUUGAAAAAGUCCAGGACCCCCAAUCUGAGGAUCGUCGAUUGCAGCCCUCUACGCCUGCCAAGAGAAGCCUAUUUAAUUAUUCUAUAAGUACUAAGAGGUCUUUGCCAGAAGAAGAUGGAAAUUCAGUUUCUCCAUAUUCUUUAUCACCUGUCAGUAGUAACAGUCAAAAAUUACUACGGUCACCAAGAAAGCCUACACGCAAAAUUUCCAAGAUUCCUUUCAAAGUUCUUGAUGCUCCAGAGCUUCAAGACGACUUCUACCUCAACCUGGUGGACUGGUCCUCCUUAAAUGUGCUCAGUGUUGGACUGGGUACCUGUGUUUACCUGUGGAGUGCCUGUACCAGCCAGGUGACCCGUCUUUGUGACCUCUCUGUGGAGGGAGAUUCAGUAACAUCAGUGGGAUGGUCCGAGAGGGGUAACCUGGUGGCUGUGGGCACUCACAAAGGCUAUGUGCAGAUUUGGGAUGCAGCCGCAGGGAAGAAGCUCUCCGUACUCGAGGGACACACAGCCAGAGUGGGUGCUUUGGCGUGGAAUGCGGACCAGCUGUCAUCUGGGAGUCGUGAUCGCAUAAUUCUGCAGCGGGACAUCAGAGCGCCACCUCUUCAGUCAGAACGCCGUCUCCAAGGGCACAGACAGGAAGUCUGUGGGCUCAAGUGGAGCACAGACCACCAGCUGCUGGCUUCAGGUGGAAAUGAUAACAAGUUACUUGUGUGGAACCACUCAAGCGUUCUGCCGGUGCAGCAGUACACAGAGCACUUGGCUGCAGUGAAGGCCAUCGCCUGGUCGCCUCACCAACACGGCCUGUUGGCCUCCGGAGGUGGGACAGCUGAUCGCUGCAUCCGUUUCUGGAACACCCUGACCGGCCAGCCCCUGCAGUGCACCGACACCGGCUCUCAAGUCUGCAACUUGGCCUGGUCCAAACACACGAAUGAACUGGUCAGCACACAUGGUUAUUCACAAAACCAGAUACUGGUGUGGAAGUAUCCCUCCUUAACUCAAGUGGCUAAACUCACAGGACAUUCCUACAGAGUGCUCUACCUGGCCAUGUCACCUGAUGGAGAGGCCAUUGUGACGGGGGCGGGAGAUGAAACCCUUCGGUUCUGGAAUGUCUUUAGUAAGAUGAGAUCUACUAAGGAAUCGGUCUCAGUGUUGAACCUCUUCACCAGGAUCCGGUAGUCUGCAUUGUAGUGAGAGUAAUAACGGGAAGGGACUUGACUCUGCAUGCAUCAAGUUGUUCGUGGGCCUCUUUGAAUAUUAACGUCGGCCAUCUUCAGAGGCUUCAGCUACUGAUCUUAGUUUAUUUAGCCAAGUUGUAGCUGAUGUUGGGAGGAGCUGAAGAGUUGCACAAUCAGACUUUCAAGGGCUGAGGAAAUCGUAUGGCACACAGGAAUUCAUUUCCACCUGAAUUAUGGAACCACUGCCUCUUCAACCAGACCUGUGAUCCCUGAUGAUCAGGAGCGUUUCAGGGCCGUUUGUGUGGUUGUUUUGUUUACAAACUGACUUUGUGCAUACCUGCCAAAUAUAUUGAGUUUAUCCUUUUUGUUUGUGUAUUUAUUUUUUUCUUUUUAUUCUUACGAGUCUGCUUGUUUAAAAGAUCGGUGGGGUUUUAUUUUCACGUCCAAAACUGCAGAUUUCAGUCUCACCUCUGAGCUAACUUUGAUUUCUCCUCAUUUACUGAAAAUAUUCAUGUCAUUUAUUUUUUUUGUUUAUUCCUGUUUUUAUGAGUGACAAAAAUAUGUUGUGGACACUGAUAUUGGAAUAUAUAAACCACUGAGACCUGGUGGGGGUCAAAAACUACAUGAAAAGGCCUUGUUUUAUUAUUUUAUCACU